AUGCAUCGUGCACAUUGCAACUGCUUCCCCUCCUCGCCCCUCCCCUCCUCGCCCCUCCCAUCCUCACCCCUCCCCUCUCCUCCUGCAUGGCUUGUCUGCCAUCGGUCCUGCUUCCUCGCCCACACUCACAUUCAACCGAGUCAACGCCGGUCAACGGGACUUCCGUGCCAUCCACUCACUGCCCUCCCCUCGCCUCGUCUGCCGCUGCCACCACUGCCUGCCGGCGCUGCUUCCUCACCACCAAAACGGCCUGACAGCCAUGUGAGUGAAGGAAGCGGGGGGGGGAGGGGGGGAGUUUGGUGGUGGAGACAUGCAUGUGAGUGUAGAGGGGGAGGAGGGGAGGGGGAAGAGAUAGGCAUACGCGGGCAACAGACUGGAAAUCUCAAGGGCGCCUUGCUUCUCACCAUGAGCGGAGCGAACAUUGCAGCAGCACUGCCAUGGCAUGUGCUGCCUAUGAGUGCUACCACUGCCGCCUGUGCUGCCAGCACAGCACGACUGUCAGCAACCCCUCUUGCGCCCAAUCCCACUUCGCUGCUCAUCCCCCCCCCCUUGCCCAUCCCCCCUUGCGCCCAUCCCCCUUGCGCCCAUUCCCCCGUGAUUGCCUGCGGUCAAUCGAGGCUGCUUGUACUUCCCCCGCGCUCACGCAAACCCACGCUGCUGCGGCAUCAGGCGAAGGUGGACGGGAGGAGCGGCGCAUGUAACAUGCGGAAAGAAGCCGCUCGCCUCGCGGAGAGCGUGGGGGUGCGCGGACAAGCGAAGAGAGAUGGGAGGCGCCAUGAGACGGACGGGGACGAGCGAGAGUAG
Messenger RNA from Closterium sp. NIES-65, 804 nucleotides. NCBI's taxonomy places the organism in Eukaryota, Viridiplantae, Streptophyta, Zygnematophyceae, Desmidiales, Closteriaceae. The record is from the annotation of a GenBank genome assembly.